Cyphellophora europaea CBS 101466 is the source of this 408-nucleotide messenger RNA. RefSeq lists its product as uncharacterized. The coding region runs from base 1 to 408 and encodes 135 amino acids. The record is from RefSeq and is a predicted model, not a curated record. NCBI's taxonomy places the organism in Eukaryota, Fungi, Ascomycota, Eurotiomycetes, Chaetothyriales, Cyphellophoraceae. Gene Ontology annotation, molecular function: protein-macromolecule adaptor activity. The transcript has 2 exons. Gene Ontology annotation, cellular component: endoplasmic reticulum; membrane.
AUGGACCUCUUACCACAAUCCGAUGGCCUGCUCAAAUGGUUUCUGCUUUAUACCUCCAUCUCUGCUGCAAUACACUCUGUCACGACCUAUGUCAACCCCAUUCCAUCAAUGGUUCCCUUUCAGGGUCCAAAUGCACCACCACGCUCGGCCUUACAGGCUCAUCUUUACGGCAUUAAGAACUGCUACACCGCCUUGAUCCGAAUGUAUGCCGCCUACAAUCUACACAAGAGCCGUGAGCUCUAUGUGCUAGCCAUGUGGACUUUUGCGGGCGUACUUUUCUUGUAUAUUACGGAGUUGUUACUUUGGCAGACGGUCCGACUGAGGGAAGCAUUCAUUGCUCUGGUCACGGCGGCGGCUGGACUGGUGUGGAUGUGGGUCCAAUUUGAUCAUUACGUGCCUUCGGGCUAG